GGGACUACGCGGAGCAAAGCCACGGCACCACACCUCGUGAUGCCGAAGAGGGUGCUCGACGACCCGUGGAGGAGGAACCAGGAGCGCUCACCCACAUGAACCAGGAGAUCCCCGACGAGGACACAACCCGGGCAACCCUGAAGAUCAACGACACCGGCGACUUCGCCCACGUGAACCCCGAUCCCGUGCGUCCUGGAGAACAUGGUGACGGGUUUGGGGGGACGCAUUACGAGCACCACGACGAGAAAUUCAGGGAAAGGACCGAUGGCUUCAUCAACUACCACCAGAACGACCCGCAGGACUCCAACACAGAGGGCAUCGACUACGACGAGUUCGGCAAGAACUUCACUACGGGACAAGGUGAAUGUGAAGAAGGUGGUGGCUUCAUCAACUACAACCAGAACAACCCGCAGAACUCCAACACAGAGGACAUCGACUUCGACGAGUCUGGCAAGAACACCACUGGACAGGGUGAAUGCGAAGGAGGUGGUGGCUUCAUCAACUACAACCUAGACGACCCUCAGAACUCCGAAGCAGAGGACAUCGAGCACGGCGAGUUCGGCAAGAACACUACAGGACAAGUCAAAUGCGAUGAAGGUGGUGGCCAUCUUGACUAUAACCCGGAAGCUAUCCAGGACCACAACACCGAGGGCACCGAAUGCAACAGCUACGGGUAUGACGUGGACUCGGGUGAGGAGGAGCUGGCCCACGCCAUGGUGGUGGACAACUUCCUCACUGGACACGCAAGGCACGACCCGAAGGACUGUGAGCAACGAGCACGGGAGGCCAUUGAGGGAGGCGACUACACCUAUAAGACCUUGGAGGAGGUCAUGGA
Molecule: messenger RNA, 835 nt
Organism: Symbiodinium necroappetens
Lineage: Eukaryota; Dinophyceae; Suessiales; Symbiodiniaceae
Source: the annotation of a GenBank genome assembly